This is a messenger RNA of Scylla paramamosain (green mud crab), 1788 nucleotides long. It is a transcript of the gene Nmd3, whose product is annotated as 60S ribosomal export protein NMD3-like. Gene Ontology annotation, molecular function: ribosomal large subunit binding. Gene Ontology annotation, cellular component: cytoplasm; nucleus. Lineage: Eukaryota; Metazoa; Arthropoda; Malacostraca; Decapoda; Portunidae. Bases 262 to 1773 code for a protein of 503 amino acids. The transcript is spliced from 10 exons. The record is from RefSeq and is a predicted model, not a curated record. Gene Ontology annotation, biological process: ribosomal large subunit export from nucleus.
GGCAUCAAGAUCAAGAUCAUGAUCAAGUAACACGAGGUCGGAAUAAGAGCGCAGCAAGUGGAAGAGGUCUUGUGUCACCACCGUCUGCAAUGGCCCCAUAAAAUCUCCAACAAGAAUCUUGGGUUAGAAGAUAGCCACUAUCUCAAACUUCCUUUGUGACGAAGGAAGAAGAGAUAGAACGUCACCAUAUUCAGAAGGAGGCGUCGGUUUGCAGACAUUACUACCACAUCAGCAAGGAAGGGAAACCUAAGACGAGCUGCAAUGGAGUACAUGAAUCCCCAGGAGCCUGUGUUGGGCGUGAUUCUGUGUUGUGAUUGUGGAGCUCAAAUACAACCUAACCCAACCAAUCGUUGCAUUGCCUGCGUGCGGGCGCGGAAUGACAUCUCUGAAGGAAUUCUAAAACAGCACACACUAUAUUUCUGCCGAGGAUGUGAAAGAUACUUGGAUCCACCAGCUACUUGGGUACCAGCAGCCUUAGAGUCUAAAGACCUUUUGAAACUCUGUCUCAAGAAAAUGAAAGGAUUAAAUAAGGUGCGACUGGUUGAUGCAGGGUUUGUCUGGACUGAGCCUCAUUCAAAGCGUAUCAAGGUGAAGCUUGUGGUGCAAAAGGAGAUUCAAGCUGGAGCCGUCCUGCAGCAGGAUUUCAUUGUGGAGUAUAUAAUAGUGGGGCAAAUGUGUGAUGACUGCCAUCGAGUGGAGGCCAAGGAUUAUUGGCGGGCUGUAGUGCAGGUGCGACAGAAGGCUGACCACAAGCGGACUUUCUAUUACUUGGAGCAACUGAUCAUGAAGCACAAUGCCCAUGGGAAGGCAUUGGGCAUCAAACCUUUGCAUGAAGGACUUGAUUUCUACUUUUCCAAUGAGCAAGGUGCUCGUCAUCUGGUGGACUUCUUCAAUUCAGUUGUUCCGUGCCGCUGGACUCACUCCAAGAAGCUCAUCUCCCAUGACAUCCACUCAAACAGCUACAACUACAAAUUCACUUUUAGUGUUGACAUCGUGCCAAUAUGCAAAGACAGUGUUGUUUGUCUACCCAAGAAUCUAGCUCACCAGCUUGGAGGGAUUGGCCAGAUUUGUGUUGUACAGCGCAUAACAAACCACAUCAGCGUAAUUGAUCCUUCUACUGCCCAGUUUGCAGAAAUAAGCAGUAGUGUUUACUGGCGAUCACCCUUCAACUCCCUUUGCAGUGCAAGAAGCCUGACAGAGUUUGUUGUGAUGGAUGUGAAUGAUGCAGACAUCAGACAUUUCACUGGUCAAGGACAAAUCUCACACAAGCACCAGGUGGCUGAGGUGUGGGUGCAACGGAGCAGUGAACUAGGUACAAACACAAUGAUCUUCUGCAGAACUCAUUUGGGUCAUCUCCUCGCACCUGGAGACACUGUUAUGGGUUUUGACCUGCGUAUGUCAAAUAUCAAUGACACAAACAUUGACAAGAUGAAUGAAGACACAUUGCCUGAUGUAGUACUAGUGAAGAAAGUAUAUGCUGACAAGGCAACACGCAGUGCUCGCCGCCGCUGGAAGCUGAAGCAUCUGGCCCUUAAUGAUGAUACUGGAAGCCAGAACAGGGACUACACUGACUUCCUGGAGGAUCUAGAAGAGGACCCACAGUACCGCACUAAUAUUAACAUUUACCGUGAUGAGGUCAAGAUGGCAACAGCAGCAGCUUUAGGGAAUGAUGAGACUGCAGAGUUGCCUCAAGUAAGUCUUGAGGAAAUGCUGGAGGACCUAAAUAUUGAUGAAGCCAUGGGUGCAGUGGAAGGGGAUGUAAUCAUGAAAUAAAAUCAGAAAUAGUAA